GUUCAUAGAGGAUGGAGAUCCCCUUAUAUCUCAUUGGAGUUUUUAUGUUGUUUGUUCCUGAAAUAAAUUCGGGUGGAUCUAGAAAUGACAACGUUAUUCUUUCGCGUCGUAAAAGAUAUGUAGCUUUCCCAGACGGAUCUACUCUGAUCUGGGCGUUUUGCAUGACGGCUCAAACUAUCCUUCCAAUGGGAAUUUUUACAGAGGGGGUGAAUUGGGGUGUUGCUUAUGAUUUGCCCAACAGGACCACGUUUAGAGAGUAUUUUGAGGAUAAGUCUAAUUACAUUCUAAGAAGAAGACACCGUAGGGAUUUGUACAGUAAGGCGGAAGUUAUCAUGGAUUCAAUGGGUUUUGAUGGCAGAAGUUGUAUCUAUAGAGCUUUAUGCGAAGCAUCUCGUUUGCGUCGUAAAAGUCCCACUUUAUCAGAAGAACUGAUCCGCCUUGUCUUCAAGUUUCCGGGACAGAGCAUAUCGCUAUUCGAGCCUGAAGAGCAUCGCUUAUAUCAUUCAGCGUAUCGACGAGGACGAGAAAACAAGCAACAGGAUUGUGCCAGGAUGUUCCCGGCAUGUUCAAUCUCGCUCAUAGAUCUAGCUUUAGGAUAUUACAACGAUUACGCAGAGGAACCUCAUUAUCAAGUAUCAAGAUCCAAUUUAUGACGGAAAUUGAUGCAAAAAAAAUU
This is a messenger RNA of Zophobas morio, 676 nucleotides long. RefSeq lists its product as uncharacterized. The record is from RefSeq and is a predicted model, not a curated record. The coding region runs from base 12 to 653 and encodes 213 amino acids. The transcript is spliced from 4 exons. Lineage: Eukaryota; Metazoa; Arthropoda; Insecta; Coleoptera; Tenebrionidae.